This is a messenger RNA of Ceratina calcarata, 806 nucleotides long. RefSeq lists its product as uncharacterized. Lineage: Eukaryota; Metazoa; Arthropoda; Insecta; Hymenoptera; Apidae. The coding region runs from base 268 to 645 and encodes 125 amino acids. The transcript is spliced from 3 exons. The record is from RefSeq and is a predicted model, not a curated record.
AAUCGUACGAAAAAUUUCUUCCCGUAUAACAUUCGAGCUCGUAAAACGCGCGGAGACGAACGAUCGGGCGAGCGAGUUCAUCGAGGCGUCGUAACGAGCGUGCGAGAAAGAAUCGAGGGAACUUUCGAAACUCGUUUCGCGAAUCGCACGCGUGUGUAUCGGAAUUGGUUACUCGCGCGAGGAAUACGAGCGCGCGCGGAAAACCGUGUCGUAGAACGGAAAUUCACGAUUUGUAAGCCACUUGGACUUUCGAGCACCCGGCGAGCGAUGCUUCAUCCUUCUCCGCCGCUUACGUACGGCGACGCACCCGCCUCGGUUCUUACGAGCCGGCCAAGUGACUCUGCCACGGAUUUACUAGGGAAAUUCUACCCCGGCAACGAGAUGUGUGGAGCUCUUCACUUCUCGAUUGAGACGCAGUUGAAGAACACUGGCCUCGUCAAGUCGUCGUGUGCGUCGCACACGAAUGAAGGCAAGGGAGAAGAGGAUCUUAACUGGAACGUAUGGAGGAAUAAGAGACGAUCCGAACGUCUCCGUGGAGCCGCGGAGAUACAUACAUACGUGAAUCGAGUCUUGAGAAAUGAGAAGCACGGCGCGGAGGACGAGGGGGGAACGUACGAACGAACGGACGGACGAACGAACGGAUAAGAGAUCGAAAUCCGGUCGCGAUGAGGUGUUGGAACGAGAGGAGAAGAGAACGAGGAGGACGCGCCGGCCACAUUUGAAUCCCAAAUUCGACGAGACCACGGUGAACGUGAUUAAAGAGUUCGCAGUCGUUGUCGAUUGGCAACCGAAUACCCAAAAUCUUC